AUGUGUGCAGUCAAGUGUGGUCCAGGUUGUACGUAUUUUGGCGUCAAUUUGCACGCUAAUAAAUGUCGAGUUUACUCGGGAUGCCAGCCGGGUAACUUAACAGAAGUUGUAGUAGGAUGGAGGUACUACAAUCUGGGAUCUGAAGGGAAUAAAUGUCCACUGAAUUGUAAAGCGUUGCUCGCUGAUGGCCAUACAGUGUCUACUGUUUACACUAUUUAUCCCCGUAACAACCAAUGGUCAGUAAACGUCCAGUGUGAUAUGACCACAAAGGGUGGAGGAUGGACGAUUAUACAAAAGCGUGUUGACGGUUCAACCGAUUUCAGCAGAACUUGGAAUAAGUACAAGGAGGGAUUUGGUUCAGUUAACUCAUCUUAUUGGUUGGGUAUAUGCAUUUUGGUUUACUUUAGUUUAAGUAUAUGUGAAAUUCAGUAG
This is a messenger RNA of Saccostrea cuccullata (small rock oyster), 432 nucleotides long. RefSeq names its product microfibril-associated glycoprotein 4-like. The record is from RefSeq and is a predicted model, not a curated record. The transcript is spliced from 3 exons. The coding region runs from base 1 to 432 and encodes 143 amino acids. NCBI's taxonomy places the organism in Eukaryota, Metazoa, Mollusca, Bivalvia, Ostreida, Ostreidae.